Messenger RNA from Humulus lupulus (European hop), 532 nucleotides. Its product is annotated as zinc finger BED domain-containing protein DAYSLEEPER-like. The record is from RefSeq and is a predicted model, not a curated record. The transcript has 3 exons. Gene Ontology annotation, molecular function: protein dimerization activity. Lineage: Eukaryota; Viridiplantae; Streptophyta; Magnoliopsida; Rosales; Cannabaceae. The coding region runs from base 44 to 532 and encodes 162 amino acids.
GUACAGUUCUAAGUUUCCUAAUCUUAGAGAAAGAAGUCAGCAAAUGGAUAGUGUAUCAGCAUCUUCUCAAACACAAAUAGAUGAUCUAUCUAACUUUGACACAUAUGUUAGAGUUGCAUAUGGUGUAGAGAAUGUGAAGUCGGAGUUAGAACUCUAUUUGGAAGAGAAAUUGAUACCUAGGACUGAUGAGUUCUUUGAUAUAUGCAAUUAUUGGAAAGUAACAGGACUCAAAUAUCCUGUGUUGAAUAUGAUUGCCAAAGAUAUAUUUGUUGUGCCUAUUAGCACUGUUGCUUCGGAAUCUACAUUCAGUACUGGCGGUAGACAUGUGGGUUCACACCGAGCGAGACUUCAUCCUUCUACAUUAGAAGCAUUGAUAUGCACUCAAAAUUGGUUGGUAAAUGACAAAAAAGGAAGCGACUCCACACUCUUCUGCCCCCCGCACUACUGCAGAUGGGUCGGGGCCUACCCGGUCCCCCUCCUUGCCAAAGCGGGCCUCGGCAGAGAAAUUAUAGCAAAUGGUCCAAAACAAUGA